AUAUAUCACUAUGCCUAAUCUAGUGCUGAUAAAUACAUUACGCCGACAUGAUCGACCAACGAUUUUCGCACAAUUUUUCUUAUAUAGGACCAUGUUUUAAAGGUAUCUCACAUUAUUUUCAGGGUUAUACUGCACCAGACAUACAGCGAGUGAAAAUGAACAAAUUUUGGACCAUUUUUGCCGUUACGCUAUGCUGUCUAGUUGGCAGCUCAAUACAAUCUUCGUCGUCGUCGUCGUCGUCAUCGUCAAGUGAAUCAAACGAAAACGGACGACCCCCAUGGGUAUCCACUGGGCGCCCACCAUGGGUAUCAACUGGACGACCCCCGAUCAAUCGCAACCGAUGUGAUAGCGUACCAGAAGGAAGCCUCUUCCCUGCCCCGAACUGUGCCAACUUCAUUACCUGUGAAGGUGGUAGUGAACGCGAGGUAGCCUGUGUUCCUGAAGGUACACUCUUCGAUCACGAACGCCUUGUGUGUGAUCAUCCUGAGUUUGUGACGUGCUACAGCCAGGAAAAUCGAUGCACUGGCCGACAAAAUGGUACUCUCAUUCCGGCGGAAUCCUGCUCCAACUUUAUCAUCUGCAUGAAUGAGAUUGAAAACGAGGAGGUAACCUGUGCUCCGGCGGGAACUCUGUUUGAUCAUCAGCGUGAAGUUUGUGACUAUCCGGAAAAUGUGUUAUGCUGGGAAAGUGACAUGUGUGCUGGUCGUCCAGAUGGCUCUCUUGCCCCUUCGCGGAACUGCAGCAACUUCUUCAUUUGCGAGGAUGGUGCUAUAUUUGAAGAAAUAACAUGCCAACCGCAAGGAACGCAUUUUGACUGGGAGCGAGAAGUGUGCGACAUUCCGGAAAACGUGAAAUGUUGGGAAUCAGGAUCGAAUGGCAACAGUACGGAUCGACCUCCUACAUCUUCCGUUGCACCAACCCGUCCUCCACUGGACGUUAACGUGCCUAACGACAUAUGUCGGGGAGUUACGGUAGGAAUGAUUGCACAUCCAACGGACUGCACGCAAUAUGUGAUUUGCGUCUUAGGACAGCCUACCAUUCAACGAUGUCCCGAUAAUUUCAUCUUUAUCUCAGAGCUUGCCACGUGUGGUUUUGGUGAUCCGAAUACCUGUGUUGCUAGCCGAACAUGGGUAGAGGUUUACCAGAGAGUCGUUUCAUAUGUCCAUUAGAAUUAUUGUGAACGCAGCUAAUAUCUUUGAAUAUUAUCAUUGUCGUGAUAAUGUUUACUUCUGAUCAAUUACGGAUAUUUAGAAAAUAAAUUAAGAACAUCUGUUAUCCUGAAUGCGCGUCGAUAGUUGUCAUUUAUUGAAUAAUAUUGACUAUAUAAUAACAUAAGGAUUUCACAAUCAAUAAAUACAAUGAAUUUAAAUAUUAAAACAUUGAAAUGAAUGUAAUCCUCUCCCAAGUUCUUGCCUGUUGUAUUAAACGUGCUAUAAGUGAUAUUAGUUAAUCCACAAAUUUGUAAAAUUUGUAUUUGUUACAUCAUUACACGUUUUUCUUUAUGCCUAUAUUGAAUUAUAGCUUAUACGACAUUGCUCACCUUUUCACUAAGUUAUUUAUC
This is a messenger RNA of Anopheles funestus (African malaria mosquito), 1561 nucleotides long. RefSeq lists its product as uncharacterized. The transcript has a single exon. Lineage: Eukaryota; Metazoa; Arthropoda; Insecta; Diptera; Culicidae. Gene Ontology annotation, cellular component: extracellular region. Gene Ontology annotation, molecular function: chitin binding. Bases 48 to 1169 code for a protein of 373 amino acids. The record is from RefSeq and is a predicted model, not a curated record.